Pristis pectinata (smalltooth sawfish) is the source of this 1180-nucleotide messenger RNA. RefSeq names its product cathepsin Z (gene ctsz). The record is from RefSeq and is a predicted model, not a curated record. NCBI's taxonomy places the organism in Eukaryota, Metazoa, Chordata, Chondrichthyes, Rhinopristiformes, Pristidae. Gene Ontology annotation, molecular function: cysteine-type endopeptidase activity. Gene Ontology annotation, cellular component: lysosome.
CAUGAUUUGACAGGGGGAGGAUACUGAGUCAAUCCAUUUCCUCUCUCCUCCCCCAGCUGAGCUAUCCCCGAGCACUCACCCUGUGCAGCGGCGGCAGAGAUUUCCUCCUGUUCCGUCCACGGCCUGGACAUGUUUCGCUGGCUGCUUGCCCUCUGCUUCCUGGGCUGUAUCUCGGACGCUCGCCACCUCGCUCAGCCCUGCUACAAACCGGGCAAAAGAGGCCAGGGAGUCAGGUCUUACCCUCGGCCCCAUGAACACCUACCUGUUGCUGCACUGCCGAAGGCAUGGGACUGGCGCAACGUGAACGGGACGAACUUUGUCAGCACCACCAGAAACCAGCACAUCCCGCAGUACUGUGGAUCGUGCUGGGCUCACGGGAGCACCAGUGCUAUGGCAGAUCGGAUUAACAUAAAGCGCAAGGGUGCCUGGCCGUCUGCUUACUUGUCAGUUCAGCACAUCAUCGACUGUGGCAACGCAGGCUCCUGUGAAGGCGGUGAUCACUUCGGGGUGUGGGAAUAUGCUCACACGCACGGCAUUCCAGAUGAGACCUGCAACAACUACCAGGCCAAGGACCAAGCAUGUGUGCCGUUUAACCAGUGUGGCACUUGUACAACUUUUGGUGCCUGCCAUAUAGUCAAGAAUUACACGCUCUGGAAGGUCGGUGACUAUGGCCAUGUCAGUGGUCGAGAGAAGAUGAUGGCAGAGAUCUAUGCCAAUGGUCCAGUCAGUUGCGGCAUUAUGGCUACGGACAAGCUGGAAGCCUACAGCGGAGGAGUGUACUCUGAGUUCCACAUGGAUUCAAUCAUAAACCAUAUUGUGUCAGUGGCAGGCUGGGAUGUGGACAAUGAUGGAACUGAAUAUUGGAUCGUGCGCAACUCUUGGGGCGAACCAUGGGGGGAGAGAGGUUGGCUCCGAAUCGUCACCAGUGCCUACAAAGGAGGAAAAGGAAAACUUUACAACCUGGCGAUAGAAGAUGACUGUGUCUAUGGGGACCCCAUUUUGUAGUAGAUUGUGAAUUUAACAUGGUACAAUUGCAAAUCUACUCUACAGCUUUAAAAGAAUAUUUUUAAGGUGAUUGUCAAAUGUGGGAUACAGAUAAUUUUACAAACUAUGCUUGUACUAGGAAAACUGCAUUGAGUGCAGAAGUAAUUUUUUUAAAUAAAAGAUGGAAUUAUACAAA